This is a messenger RNA of Camellia sinensis, 1066 nucleotides long. The record is from RefSeq and is a predicted model, not a curated record. Lineage: Eukaryota; Viridiplantae; Streptophyta; Magnoliopsida; Ericales; Theaceae.
CAGUGGAGAAAGAGAAGAUCAGAAACGCGUAUGACAAAGAUGGGGACAGGUAUGUAAUGUGCGUGUGAUGGAAAUGAAGUUGGGUGUGUGUAUACAUUUGUUUGACAUGCAUUAUGUGUUUUACUUGUAGCGCAGUGAUGUGGGCUAGUAGUGGACAUGAUGUGUGUGUCUACUUUGUGGAUAUUAAGUCGCUUGUUCGACCAUUGUCAUUGCGUGGCAAUGUGAUAGAUGCGUACGCAGUCUUGUUGAUGGAAUAACAAGAUAGACUUGCUGUUAGAGUGGAGUUCUCGGACAAGUCAUGUUUUUAGUAGCAUAUGCCUUAAUAUGUUAAAAAACGAUAACAGUAAUGCACAGGACAAAUUCGUGCUGGACAACUUCGCGACAUGUAAAGAUUGUCGGUACGUCCACUUCCCUAUUUGUUUCCGAGCACACUGGACGUUGGUUGUUUAUGACACUAAAACGGGUCUCUGGAACCAUUACAACUCUAUGAGGCCCCGGGUUGGACUAGAAAACAAGCACCUUAAGGAGGCAGUGUUUGUGAGGGAUACUAUUAUUGAAAUCCAGCGAGGCGCAGUUGGCGUAUUGGGCGAUGACGACGCAACGCAGUUUGGUCAAUUAGGUGUGGAGGCAGUUACUGACUGCCCGCAGCAAAAACACGACUCAUACAUGGAGGACUGUGCAAUCAUUAUGUGUGCUGUGAUGCGGCAGUAUGUACAUCAUAUGGACGUGAACAGAUCGUUGCAGGGGGAUAACUGCAUCAUAUUGCGCGCCAACAUGGUUAAAGGUUUUGUGAACGACCACGGAAGGGGUCUGAAAGAUAGUGCAUGAAGUAUGGAGCUGUUUGGUUUUUGUGAUUGGGGUUGAUUUGUCGGUUGGGUUUUCCUUUGGCAGUAUGGUGGCGCUACGUUAUAUUCCACUUUUUUGUGGGUUUUUUUUUUUUUGCACAGGGAUGAACUUAUUUUGUUAAGUUUGUUAACUUUUUUUGUGAAUGUUUUGGUUGGUUUUAACGUUGGGUAUUAAAUUGUGAAUAACAGUAAUUACAUAUGGAGGUUAUGCGAUUAUGUGU